Charadrius vociferus (killdeer) is the source of this 868-nucleotide messenger RNA. Its product is annotated as cytochrome b5. Gene Ontology annotation, molecular function: heme binding. The transcript is spliced from 6 exons. The record is from RefSeq and is a predicted model, not a curated record. Gene Ontology annotation, cellular component: mitochondrial outer membrane; intracellular membrane-bounded organelle. Bases 1 to 399 code for a protein of 132 amino acids. Lineage: Eukaryota; Metazoa; Chordata; Aves; Charadriiformes; Charadriidae.
AUGGGAACUACUCGCUGUAUUCAGGCUGUUGUAGAAGCGCCGGUUCCCCUCAGGCUCUGCGUCCUCGCCGCUGUCCUGGUGCGCUCGGCGUGGGCGUGCAAGGAAGCUGCGAAAGUUCAAACUCUACACCCGGGUGGUGAAGAGGUCCUCAGGGAGCAAGCUGGAGGAGAUGCUACUGAGAACUUUGAAGAUGUUGGCCAUUCCACAGAUGCAAGGACACUGUCAGAAACCUUUAUUAUUGGGGAACUUCAUCCGGAUGAUAGAGGAAAGCUUCAGAAGCCAACAGAAACUCUUAUUACCACUGCUCAGUCUAAUUCCAGUUCGUGGUCCAACUGGGUGAUCCCAGCAAUAGCAGCAAUUAUCGUGGCCCUGAUGUAUCGUUCCUACAUGUCAGAGUAAGCGCCUUACUGAGAACUAGUGCAAGAAGAGACUGAUCUGGGAGAGAAUAUAAACAAUCCUAACCCAAUAUGCUUCUGGACAAAAGCCUGGUGUCUGAAGAAAAAUUCAACUUUUUCAGGAAACUGAACAAUUCUUCUCUGCUGUGCACUUUUCCUAAUGUUGCCUUCUUAUUUGCUGUUCUGAAGUGAUAAAAAGGCAGGAUUUCUCUUUUUGUAUAACAAUUUUAUUCUCUAAUGAAUUAUUUGAUGACUGUAUUGGUUUCUGUGUUAGAAUAUUGUUUUGGAUGUAACACUGAUUCUGGUUAUUUCUCUUUAGUCUGUAAUGGGGUCCAUAGGGAUCUCUUUACUUAAAAUUUUACAGCUUUAAAUGACUACCAAAACUGUGUACAUGUAUUUUUCCAUGUACACAACUUCACUUAAAAAAAAAAAUCAUGUUGUCUUAAAUGUAGUAUGUUUGAAUGAAAUACUAA